AUCUUUCUUUCCCCCAAAGAGGUAUCUUUUGCAACGUGUGUCUAUUUGCGGUACCCUCGUUCGUGCAGGAUUCUGUCAACAAUGUUGUCUCGCGUUCGUCACGGUAGCUGUCAGCAUCUGUCAUCGACGAUCGUUCACUUCCGAGUCCGUUUUCGGCUUUGAAACUUUCAGCAUUUCACCAAAGAUCCUCCAUUUGUCCCGUACGAAACACUCUUGGUGGUUACGUUUCUAUCCUUCCAGUAGAGAAGCGCUUGCUACGCAAUCUGUAAUAGCUCCGUUUCCAGGCAGAACACUUUCGACUGCGGGUUGUCGGGAUUUAUCGACGGACGGAAGGAACAUCCAUACACGUAUCGCAUUUACGUAUCAAAUACACGUAUCGCAUAUACGCACCCGUCGUCGACACGAAAAGGAUGAACGCGUUUACUACGGGACCGGAGUCAACUGCUGCCGACCGCCACAACAGACGCGCCACGGGAAUUUCUUCCGAGGCAGAAGAACGCCGGAUGGAAACCUUGGAAAUCAUGAACACACCAGUCGAAAACGAUGCGGAAGAGGAGAAUGAUGAUGACGACGAAGAAGAAGAGGCGAUGGCGCCUGUUGCUGGAUGGAGAUUCUGGUGGAUCUUUGCCAGGUUUCCGCUGGGUCUGCUCCUCGUUAACACGAUCCUUCUCGCUUUAAUCACCCUAUACAAUCUACAAUACUCGCCUUCGUAUAUUGUGGGAAACUCGACGCACGCUGUAUUGAACGACGACUUCGAUUCCGACGAGCGAAGGGAUUUCGGGCUUGCGCAGUUCAGUGCGCUCGAACUGCAAUCAUGGAUUGUCAAAUGCGGGAUGGUAGCCCUCUUAGCUUGCCUGGAUGCUAUUGUCUUUUACUGGUUCACAGUACGUCUCAAGAAGGGCAUGGAAUUGCUUGCGCGAAAGGCUCAGCAAGAAGAGCCUCAAGGACGGCCAGUCGCAAAUGAGAAUCUGAACAGGCCAAGAACGGCACCGUUGCACAAGUUGGACUUGAACUACAGCGAACUGGACCUGGUACACGCUCGGGGACCCAGCGCGGCAACCGACCGUCCCAAUCUUGGUCAGCCUGUUGUACCUACUGACGGCACUCACAGUGACUGCUUGUCUGACUGCGCUAUCACUUUUGAUAUUUUUGUACAGCUCCGAAGGAUCUUCCAUGUGCUUGAAGAGUAUCACAUCACAGUCAGAAUGGCCGAAAAGGAACAUCAUGGUUGGGAUUCCUAUAUGGAUACGGAAACACUAGUUGCGACCAACGUAAAUGGAAAUCUUACUGUGUACAGUCAACUCCACGAACCGCAUAGCUUCGUGAGUAUUAACGAAGGUUCUGGUGAAACAAUGGAAGGAUUCUGUUUCCUCUAUACGGAGUUUGUUGGACACGACGACGAGGAAAUAUAUGAAUACACAACGCAAGCAGUUGCGUGUGUAUCUUCCAAUGAAAACAUAAGUCAGGGAUUUCGAAACACAACUCUUCUAAACAGUGACGGAGGGGGAUGGUUAGAAUCCGUUGGCAAAGCUCACGAUGGACGAUACUGGAUCAGGCUGCAAGAGGAUAGAUUUGUUGAUGAGUGGUCGUCGUAUCAAGAGGUUUUGCAUAUCAUACAGCUGGACCCGCAGUCGAUGAUGUAUACUGUAGUUGCAAACUCAACUUCCUUCCCCGAUUUUCAACAACCCUUGAGGAACGAAGGAAGUAGAUGUUUCCGCUGGACUAGCGGCAUUGGGUACGUUGCUGCCGCAAUAUCUCUGUUUCUUUCGGCGCUGGUGCUCCUACUAUUCAUCAAGACAAAGUCGGGAGCAGGUUGCUUGGCGUUGUCUAUCUUUGCAGUCCGACUUUGGCUGGAAGAAACUUGGCUAGACAUGCUGAGUCCAGUAUUGCUUGUUUUUACAUUCAUAUGCUUGUGCACGGCAUCACUCAGCCUUGCCGUCCGAGAGAUGGUGCUAUGGGGAAUAUAUAGCGUCAUUGUGGUGCAAUUGGUUUUAGCUUUUGUGAACCGAGAAUUUCCGGUAAUGGGGACUAUUGGACUAGGUAUGGGCCUCGCGCUGGACCAUCCUGUACUUCAGCUGGGUGGGUGGAUCGGAGCGCCUUUAUCGGUUUGUAUUCUCUUGUACUAUGCGAUAGUUGGCUAUUUCGGCAACACUUAUGGUGGCUACUUCUACUAUGAUCGACAGUAUACUACUACUCUACUGAUUGUUGCAUGCAUCCCUGUCUCGUGCAGUCUUGUUGUUCUAUCUGAGGCGCUUCUGGCGAUCUCUUCGUGUGAAACUGCGGAGGCGAAGUCGGCCUCAAAGCAGCAAUAGCGAAAUGGUCUAGUUCACAUAAAAUUCUUGUUUGUAUUUAUG
Phaeodactylum tricornutum CCAP 1055/1 is the source of this 2354-nucleotide messenger RNA. RefSeq lists its product with no specific name. The transcript is spliced from 4 exons. Lineage: Eukaryota; Bacillariophyta; Bacillariophyceae; Surirellales; Neidiaceae. The record is from RefSeq and is a predicted model, not a curated record. Bases 411 to 2312 code for a protein of 633 amino acids.